Eimeria tenella is the source of this 2325-nucleotide messenger RNA. RefSeq lists its product as uncharacterized. Bases 1 to 2325 code for a protein of 774 amino acids. NCBI's taxonomy places the organism in Eukaryota, Apicomplexa, Conoidasida, Eucoccidiorida, Eimeriidae. The transcript has a single exon. The record is from RefSeq and is a predicted model, not a curated record.
AUGCGGAACUUUGGAGAAGUGUGCUGCCACAUAAGAGCUUCUCAGCGUGCCGCGGCAGCAGCAGCACCAGCAGCACGCUGCCAUUCAGCAAGUUCUGCUGCUGCUGCUUCUGCUGCUGUUGCUGCUGUCCCCUGGGGUAGCUUGCGCUCACGCCGCUUGGCCUCCCUGUCUGUUGCUGCUGCUGCAUUGUCUCUUCAGAGCAGCAGACCGGCACCUGGCGAAGCAGCUGGAAGCCGCAGCGAUGGAGGAGUAGCUGCAACAACAGCAGAAGCAGCAACAACAGAGGCAGCAGGAGCAACAGCAGCAGCAGCAACAGCAGCAACGGAGGCCCCAGAUGGCGCACAAUCUUCAGUUGUGCUUCUGCCGCUGUUCCAUGAGCUGAGGCAGCAGCCGCAUUUGCUGCUUGCUGUUGGGAAGCGAGCAGCAGCAGCAGCGGAGCAGCAGCAGCUGCAGCGCUGGAGAAAAACGGAAAAUCUUGUCUUGGGCCAGCAGCAGCAGCCCCUGCUACUGCUGAGCUCCUACAAUUCUGCUGCUGCAGUGCUGCGCCAAACUGACCAAAAGCACGCCGAAAAACAGCAGCAGCAGCAGCAGCGCGCUACCGAGCAGCAGCAGCAGCAGCAACGGCAGCAGCACCAGCAGGCUACCCUGCAGCAGCAGCAGCAACAAUGCUGGCUUCAGUCCACGGCUGCGCAGAGUGAACCUGCAAACGGCAGCAGCUGCAGCAGCAGCAGCAGCAGCAAAAGCAGUUCUCUUCUACGUCAACGGCCCCAAGUGCCGAGCGAGCGUUCAGCAGCAUUGGAGGUGGAAGCAGCAGCUGGAGGAGCAACAGCAGAAACAGCAGCAGGAGAAGCAGCAGCAGCGGGAGAAAGCGCAGCAACAACAGCAGCAGCAGCAGCAGCAGGGAUAGCAGCUCGCCAGCUGCUGCGAUCUGCUGCUGCCUCUCUGCGCUCUUCCCCAGUCAGCCAAAUGACGGCGCAGCAGCUGGUCGCACUGGGAUAUUUUCUUGUCAGCAGCAGCAGCAGCAGCAGCAGCAGGUGCAGCAGCAGCAGUAGCAGCGGAAGCAGCAGCAGAGAAAGGCGCGAUUUGCUGCUGUGCCGCCACUUGCUGCUGCGCCUUCUGGUCUUGUUGAGAGAGCACAAUGGAGGCAUUCGCGCUGCAGCUGCGCAGCAGCAGCAGCAGCAGCAGCAAGAGCAGCAACGUCAAGAGAAGCAGCAGCGGCAGCUGCAAGAGCUGCAGCAGCAGCAGCAGCAAAUAAUAAAUGGGCAGCAGCUAACUCAAAUUCUCAAGAGCCUCGCAAGGCUCCGCGUGUUUGGCCGUUUGCUGCAGUCUCCGUGGGCUGCUGCAGCAGAUGCGGCGCAUCCCGCUGCUGCUGCUGCUGCUGCUUCUCCUACUGCGUCGGCUGAUGCUACUUCUGCUGCUCCUGCUGUAGUGGCAAGUGCUGCUGCUGCUGCUGCUGCUGCAGUAGCAGCAGAGGCCAAGGACCGAGGCAGCGCGCUCUUCAGCGCAGCACAGCCUGUCUUCCCUGCUGCCUUCUAUCGGCUGCUGGGAGAAAAUAGCAGCAGCAGCAGCAGCAGCAGUAGCAGCAGCAGCAGCAGCUGCACUCUGCAGCUGGCUCAGCUUGGCGUGUCAGAGCAGCAGCAAAACGUGGAGCAGCAGCAGCAGCAGCAGCAGCAGCGGCACCAGCAGCAACCCCCGUGGCACCUGACCCUCUUAGGACCCGACUCCCGAGCGACUUCAUCGCAAACGCAGUGCAAUCUGCUGCAGCUUGAGGAGCAGAAGCAGCAGCAGCAGCCGCAGCAGGACCAACAGAGGCAGCAGCAGCAGCAGCAGGGCCAGCAGAAGCAGCAGCAACAGCAGGAGCAUCGGCAGCAGCAGCAGCAUCUCGAUCCUUCAGAGUCUGCUGCUGCGCUGUGUGCAGCACAGAUCGCCUUGUCUCUUUGUCUGGAGCUCUCCAUAAUAUUUGCCGCUGAUUUGCAGCGCAUGCUGCAGCAGCCGCAGCAGCAGCAGCAGCAGCAGCAGCUCGCAAGCAGCAGCAGCAGCAGCUGCUGCUGCGACGCUGCUUCAAGUGGGCCCCACAAAGACCAAAGACGCAAAGCUUUGGGGGCCUUGAUGGGCCCCGAUGAGAUGCCUCGUGCUGCGCUGCACUGCGCAGUCCUGUUCCACCCUUUCACCAGCAGCAGCAGCAAGAGCAGCAGCAGCAGCAGCAGCAGCACCGGCUUCACAGUUUCGGAUCCUUUGAAGGGAGCUUGCCAGGCAGCGCUGUUGCUGCAGUCUCUGUGGGCUCACCUGCUGCUGCGCAUGCAGCCCCAAUUCAACGCCAAGUAA